UGCGGCCUGUAGGGGUCAGGACGCUCUCUCGAGUACGUACCGUACGGCGGCGGUGAGGGUGUGGACGUCCCCCCAGCACUCAGAUAACAUAACCCCGCUAAUAACUUCUGCUCUCCAACUGCGUUACAUUGGAACACACGAGGCCUAUCUGGGUCGAGUACUCUGAUUGUGUCCCUCACUGUCCCAGAUGAGGGACUGAUGCUGGCCAGGACCCUCCUGAACCCUUCGGGCCGCCUCUCUCAACUGUUUAGUUCUGCAUUUACUCCCACGGGUGCACGCUAGGAGAAGAUCACCCCAGCCAAAAUGGACGACAUCUUUACGCAGUGCCGGGAAGGCAAUGCAGUAGCAGUUCGCUUGUGGUUGGACAAUACAGAGAAUGACCUCAACCAAGGAGAUGACCACGGCUUCAGCCCUCUCCACUGGGCAUGCAGGGAAGGCCGCUCCAGCGUGGUGGACAUGCUCAUCAUGAGAGGAGCUCGCAUUAACGUCAUGAACCGUGGAGACGACACGCCUCUUCACCUGGCCUCCAGCCACGGGCAUCGAGAAAUAGUGGGAAAGCUGAUCCAGUGCAAAGCAGACACAAAUGCAGCCAAUGAACAUGGGAACACUCCACUGCAUUACGCCUGCUUCUGGGGCCAAGACCAAGUGGCUGAGGACCUGCUGACUAAUGGGGCACAGGUGAGCAUCUGUAACAAAUAUGGGGAAACGCCCCUGGACAAAGCCAAACCUCACCUACGUGAACUCCUUGGAGAAAAGGCUGAGAAAAUGGGACAGAACAUGGCUAAAAUUCCCUUCAAGGAUUCAUUCUGGAAAGGCACCACCAGAACUCGACCCCGCAAUGGCACUUUGAACAAACAUGCAGGCGUUGACUACAAACAGCUUUCUCUUGUUGCUAAAAUAAAUGAGAACCAAUCAGGAGAGUUGUGGCAAGGGCGCUGGCAAGGGAAUGAAAUUGUUGUCAAGGUGCUAAAAGUUCGUGACUGGACCACAAGGAAAAGCAGAGACUUUAAUGAGGAGUAUCCCAAACUCAGGAUAUUUUCCCACCCGAAUGUCCUACCCAUGUUGGGAGCAUGUCAGUCUCCUCCCGCCCCUCACCCCAUCAUCAUCACACACUGGAUGCCUUAUGGCUCCCUCUACAACGUGCUGCAUGAAGGCACCAACUUUGUGGUGGACCAGACGCAGGCGGUGAAGUUUUCUCUGGACAUAGCUUGUGGAAUGGCUUUCUUACACACACUUGAACCCAUGAUCCCGCGUCAUUAUCUCAACAGCAAGAGUGUUAUGAUAGAUGAAGACAUGACAGCCAGGAUCAGCAUGGCAGACGUCAAGUUCUCCUUCCAGUGUCCAGGCAGGAUGUACUCGCCUGCAUGGGUAGCCCCUGAGGCCCUGCAGAAGAAGCCAGAAGACAUCAACCGUAGGUCAGCAGACAUGUGGAGCUUUGCUAUCCUGCUGUGGGAGCUGGUGACCAGAGAGGUUCCCUAUGCUGACCUAUCCAACAUGGAAAUUGGCAUGAAGGUUGCCUUGGAGGGUUUGAGGCCCACCAUCCCCCCCGGCAUCUCUCCCCACAUUUGCAAGCUCAUGAAGAUAUGCAUGAAUGAAGACCCAGCUAAGAGGCCUAAGUUUGACAUGAUUGUGCCAAUUCUGGAAAAAAUGCAGGACAAGUGAAAAAAAUCUCUCCUGCCAGCCUGUACCGAACCGAUGAAUUACUGGAUAUCUUCCCCCAGAUAUGACUCUGAUAUGGUGGUGUGGUGCUUACCAGUAUUGCCUUAAACUCUUUUAGUCUAAUGUUGCAUUCAACGCCACUGUAGCUUGUGCUUCUGAGAUGAAUCCAGCAGCAAUCACUUAUUUUAUAUUGUUUUUGUUGUCCUUUUUUUUUCUUCAAUGUGAUAUCAAGUUUUUACUAGUAUCCUCAAUUUUGUCACUGAUCUGCUGAUACUGUUUUCACAGGAGCUUUAUAUUGACUGUUCAUCUUUUAAACUGUAAUCAUGUGGACUGAAUAUAAUCUUAUUUAAGCGACUGAAUAACCUGUGGAGGUCAGCAUGACUGUCUGCUGCAACGCUUCAGGGGAUUUCAAGGCCUUAUUUUUAUCUGGACUUUUAAAAAGUCAUCCUCUAAAGUAACUGCUCCCUUAUAAUAAAAGUUGAGAAAUAACAUAUUAACCCAAAGCUUGUCUUGUUGGAAAAGGUUCAUAUUUGUUGUGUUUGCAACAAACUGUAUGCAACUGGCCAAGCAUGUCAGCUGUCUGAAGCCAAGCAUUUAAAUGUGAGAUUAAUGAGAAAAUGUUUAUGAAUUAGGUGAAGUUGGUCCAGUAACAGGAUUGUGCUACUAAGCUUGGCUGUGUCGUGAUGUGUAGAGCUCGGCCUGUCUUGAACAUUGGUCCCUGUCUGCAUCCUGUACAACACUGGCCAGAUGUCAGUGUUUAUUAUUGCAAUUAUGUCAGGAAUAUGCCUCCCAAGACUGCAGAUUUUGUCAUUAACGAGAUUAUUCAAUCAUACUAUCGUGAUCUAGUUAUAAAUUUUAACCAGUUUUAUUAUGAUUUGAAGUCUGCUAGCUGUCCUAGCACAAAGUAUCAUCGGCCUAAAGAUGUCCUGAAGGGUUGGCCCUCCCCUCAGGACGUAUUUUCAUGUCAAAUACUUAGUGUAGUGUCAUAACUAAAUACUGCACCCAGACUGUAAAUUACCCAUGGAAAUCGUAGGUACAGGUCUCCAUUUGUUUUGUUGUCGAGCAUGGGAACUGCCUUACCACCUCAUUUUAUGGCUACAUCAGAAGCUACUGCCAACAGAAGUUGGCUGCCGCAUUAAGGGCUGGUAUUACCAGCUUGCAAACUGUUCUAUUGUUUUUUCUCACUUGUUUUAUUAUUUUGGGCCGCUUGAUUACUUCUGAAUUUACACCAAUCUCAUAUGGAUUAUUAUAUGCUCCAUGUAUUGUUUCUGUGCCUCCACCAGCUUGCCCGUUUGUGCCGAAUCACAGGUUGAAGCCAAAAUCAAGAAUGACUUAUACAAAUGUAUGUAUUUAUAUAUAUAUAUAAGUAUAUUAAAAAGGAAAAGUAUGUGAAGCUUGAA
This is a messenger RNA of Scophthalmus maximus (turbot), 3059 nucleotides long. Its product is annotated as integrin-linked protein kinase. The transcript is spliced from 13 exons. Lineage: Eukaryota; Metazoa; Chordata; Actinopteri; Pleuronectiformes; Scophthalmidae. The record is from RefSeq and is a predicted model, not a curated record. The coding region runs from base 304 to 1662 and encodes 452 amino acids. Gene Ontology annotation, biological process: cell-matrix adhesion; substrate adhesion-dependent cell spreading; protein phosphorylation. Gene Ontology annotation, cellular component: stress fiber; focal adhesion. Gene Ontology annotation, molecular function: protein kinase activity; protein binding; ATP binding.